AUGGCCGCCCCGGGAGCAACAACCCUCCCGCACCGCGCCGUGUCUAGCAUCCGCGGCGGUGCAGCGCCCUCCGGCGACGCGGCCUCGUCGUCCAACCCGCGCACGCCCAUCCGCUCGAUCCCGUCGAUCCCGUCCCAGUUCAACUCGCCCUCCUCACUCCGCGCAGAGGACGAGGUCCUGAUCCUCGAGUUUGGCGCCCGCAGGCUGCGCGCCGGCUUCGCGGGCGACGCGGUGCCCAAGGCGCUGGUGGCGUUCACACCGGCGCAGGCGCGGCGCGUCGGGGACCUGCGCGCGUGGGAGGUCGGGCACGUGGACGACUGGGCGAAGGGGAGCAAGUGGGGUGAGGAGCACGAGCUGUGGAGGAAUGAUGUGAGGGGCCUGGACCUGGGCCUGGUCGGGGACCGCAUGGAGAGGGGGCUGAGGGAGGCUUUCAACAAGUACGGCGACGCGUCCCAUAUAUGUCCUUUGGUGCUCGAAUCGCCAUGGCUAAUUGCUGCCACUGCGCUGGAUACACUAUUCAACAGAUUUCAUGCCCCAGCCGUGUCGCUACUGUCCUCGCCCGUCGCCUGUGCGAUUUCCGCUGGUGUGCGCUCGGCGCUGGUCAUUGAUCUGGGCUGGUCUGAGACGGUCGUGACCGGCGUCUAUGAGUACAGAGAAGUGCAAAGCAGCACCAGUGUUCGUGCUGGCAAGCUGUUGGUCGACAAUACACAUAAGCUUCUGGCAACUGCUCUCGGAAAGGCACCGUCUCCUGAGCAGGAUGAUUCCGAAAAGAAAGCCGAGCAUAUUGUGUCCUUCGAGGAGUGCGAGGAUAUCGCCAGCCGGCUGGUGUGGUGCAAGCAUUCCCGUGGCCCGUUGUCGACGAGCCAACCACCGCAGGAGGGCUUGCCUACAGUCACCGAACAAGACGAGUCUGAAUCAAGUAACCCACCAACCGGCGGCAGCCCGUCUAGUACUACAGUCCCCUUGAAAUCGACGAACCCACCAAAGAGGCUCGACUUGACCUACGAUCAGCUCGCCACCCCGUCUGAGGACACAUUCUUUGCUUCUGAGCAGCCUCACCAUACCUUCGACGAUGAGGAGCUGCCCAUCCCCCUCCUCAUCUACCGCAGCCUCCUGAAGCUCCCCAUGGACGUCCGGGCCCUAUGCAUGGCCCGAAUUAUUUUCACUGGCGGUUGCUCCAGCGUCCUCGGCCUGCGCGGACGGAUCUUUGACGAAGUGAACCACCUCAUUGAGAGCCACGGAUGGGAUCCUGUGCAUGGGAAGGGUGUGGAGGCUUACAAGACCAACCCAAAGCUACGGCGCGGGAGCAGACAGGCGGGCGAUGGUGGACCUACGGAUGCCGAGGGCACCGGCGACGGCGGAGGAGGCGGCGGAGGGGGUCAUGAGGUCGAUGGUAUGUGGGUCGACGCGCCCAAACAAGAGAGGGAGCCGGAGCUGGACCCGAUUGAUGACCAGUUGCGGAAAGGAAGGCAAGAGAAGCCCAGGCUGCAAGGGCAGUUGCGGGCAAUCGAGUCCCUAGGUGCGUGGAGCGGCGCGAGCCUGCUAAACCUACUUAAGAUACCUGCCUUGGCGACGGUGGAGCGCGAGACCUGGAGGGAGCAAGGGAUCGCAGGGGCAUCGCGACCGACCGAGGUGGAUCACAAGGUUGCCCAGCGCCAGAGCAUGGGUGCCGGCGGAUUGAUGCGCAACACAAAUGCCAACUGGACACUGGGAGUUUGGGGAUAUCUGUAA
Molecule: messenger RNA, 1731 nt
Organism: Diaporthe citri
Lineage: Eukaryota; Fungi; Ascomycota; Sordariomycetes; Diaporthales; Diaporthaceae
Exons: 2
Coding region: 1-1731 (576 amino acids)
Biological process (GO): microtubule-based movement
Source: RefSeq, a predicted model, not a curated record